Molecule: messenger RNA, 1851 nt
Organism: Talaromyces amestolkiae
Lineage: Eukaryota; Fungi; Ascomycota; Eurotiomycetes; Eurotiales; Trichocomaceae
Exons: 3
Coding region: 1-1851 (616 amino acids)
Source: RefSeq, a predicted model, not a curated record
AUGCCCGCAACUAUCCCAGUAAUGAACGAUACCGGCGUGGCGAACAACGUCACUGGCGUCGCCGGCGCCGGUUUACGACUCGCCCUGCUGCUAAACGCAGUAGCAUGUCAGGUCGCAAACCUCGGCGUCGACAUUCACAGCAUCUCCAAAGGGAUUGCGCUCUUCUCGACAAGUCUCAAACAGCUCGGCCAGAGCCUACAGGCCGAACACUCGGUACACACUCGAGAAUGUAUCGAUACAGCGCAUCAGAUCAGCAAUCAAGCUCGAGCGGUGUUUGAGGAGGUGGAGGAUAUGCUGGAAAGAGUUCAAAAGGCAGAAGUAGAGCCAGAACAAAAAGAUGUUCCCGUACAGCAGAGGUUCAAGGACUGUUUCAAGAAGCAGCGCGUUACCUAUUUGUUAGCACAGUUGGAAUUGCUUAAGUUGAGUCUUAUGGUGAUGACACAGAUACUGCAUCUUGGGCGCUUGCAGGAGGUUAAGAGUGUCUUGAAUACCCUCACCGACGAACUGAUCGUCCAAGAACGAGCCGACGCUCAAAACAUGCUCAUCGUCAGGUACUGGUCCACCAAGAAACUCGACAGAUUAUACGAACUAGCUCGACAAGAAGCAAAAGAAGCUCCACGUCCAGCCGUCCGUUUCGACUCAAAUGAGAAGAAAAUAACGACUCCAUCCAACAGUCCAUCUUUGACAAAACUCCCAAUCAUCCCGCUGGGAGUUGAAUCGUCACUCAACUCUAUGGAGGAAUCGCCAAGUGAUAUGCUCCGACUGACUCAGGAAGUUCUAGAUGCGUUACUGAUACGCUGGAUUAGAGUUGAAGCCGGUCAGAGCGUGAGAUCCAUGCCACGGGCUUAUGUAUCGUCCGGAAGCGACAAUGAGUUAUCCGACGACGACAGUAUCGAUCACCCGACCCAAGGGUAUUAUAUCGAAGGAGUAACCACAGACUGGCGAAAGCCUCACUCGCAGGAAGCUCGAACUCAGGCUGCACAAUUACGGAAGAUGUAUUCCGAUAAGCAGGCGCAUGUCCACAGCGACUCUGAUGGUUCUGAAGAUUCGAUUGUCAAGAGCGGAAAGCGUCAAGGCCAUAGAAAAAGGCAUCAUAAAAGGGCGUACGCCAAUAGCGAGUAUGACGAUAUGCCGGAACAGGGGCAGAUGGACAACAGUACAACUACCCCGACCACAUCUCGACCAUAUUCCUACUCCACGACCAACACAGUCCCAGGCUCCGAUGCCGAAAAUCACUGGCGGCACGCAAGCGGCUCUUCAAAACCUCAACCUACCGUUCAGACUCAAACUCGACCAAUUCCGGUCCCUCAGCCAAUGACAAACAACUUGAGCGUGAACACCGGCGUACAACCAGAACGCCUAGCCACCUCGCAGCCAGGAGCAAGAGGUAUACCAUCGAGCCCAUCAAUACGCAACGCGCCGUACGCAAAUGGCUCGUCUUUUUCUUCCUACUACAAGACACCCACAAAUGGGUUUCCACCUACACCUUCAAGCUAUACUCAUCAACAAUCAUACUAUUACCCUCCACAACAGCAACAGCAACAGCAACAGCAACAAUACCGACAGUACGCUAACCCACCACCACCCAAUUUCGUGCGAACCCUAUCAGACAAUACCCUUCACCCAUCACAACAACAGCAAUAUCUCACGCCUCCAACCCAACAACACCGCCACCGAUCAUCACGCAACAACCGAACCUCAAAGGGGAGCAGCAGCGGCAGCGGCGGUACGCGUAGUCCGUCACCAUACAACCGCCACAAAGACCUCAAACGAACGGCCAUGCGCGGAAUACUAGGUGCGAGUGCCAUAGGCGGGUUUAUGGAUGCUUUGGAGGCUUUUAGUAUUAUCUGA